This is a messenger RNA of Lipotes vexillifer (Yangtze River dolphin), 486 nucleotides long. RefSeq names its product late endosomal/lysosomal adaptor, MAPK and MTOR activator 1 (gene LAMTOR1). Lineage: Eukaryota; Metazoa; Chordata; Mammalia; Artiodactyla; Lipotidae. The coding region runs from base 1 to 486 and encodes 161 amino acids. Gene Ontology annotation, cellular component: Ragulator complex; late endosome membrane; lysosomal membrane. Gene Ontology annotation, biological process: lysosome organization; regulation of receptor recycling; cellular response to amino acid stimulus. Gene Ontology annotation, molecular function: molecular adaptor activity; guanyl-nucleotide exchange factor activity. The record is from RefSeq and is a predicted model, not a curated record. The transcript has 5 exons.
AUGGGGAGCUGCUACAGCAGCGAGAACGAGGACUCGGGGCAGGACCGAGAGGAGCGGAAGCUGCUGCUGGACCCUAGCAGCCCACCCAGCAAAGCCCUCAAUGGAGCCGAGCCCAACUAUCACAGCCUGCCUUCCGCUCGCACCGAUGAGCAGGCGCUGCUCUCCUCCAUCCUCGCCAAGACAGCCAGCAACAUCAUCGACGUGUCUGCUGCAGACUCCCAGGGCAUGGAGCAGCACGAGUACAUGGACCGGGCGAGGCAGUACAGCACCCGCCUGGCUGUGCUGAGCAGCAGCCUGACCCAUUGGAAGAAGCUGCCGCCGCUGCCGUCCCUCACCAGCCAGCCUCACCAAGUGCUGGCCAGCGAGCCUGUCCCCUUCGCCGACUUGCAGCAGGUCUCCAGGAUAGCUGCUUAUGCCUACAGUGCACUUUCUCAGAUCCGUGUGGACGCAAAAGAGGAGCUGGUUGUACAGUUUGGGAUUCCAUGA